AUUUAAUACUGGUUGACAUAAUAUAUCUUUCUGUCCAAGCAAGAGCAGUUGACUUUGUACACUCUACAAUCAAGGAAGCCCAAUUUAAAAGCUCUCCACAUCUACUCCCAAUUUCUCAAAGAGAUCGAAUAGAGGCUCCAAGGAGAUGGAAAUCUUCCGUUUUGCGAUAGUGGGUGCUGUUUUUUCAGCUUUAAUAUUGUUGUCAUCAAGUGGUCCUUGUCAUGCUGAUUCUAAUGCAAACACCCGUAUUCAGUGCUCAGGAACCGAUGAUUCUACUACCGAGAAUGAUUUCCAGACAAAUCUCAUGAAUCUAAUGGACACCCUUGUUCUGAAAGGUCCUGUUUCCGGCGGUUUCUAUAAAGCAGAGACCGGAAAGAAAGCCAACAAGUUGUUUGGUCUCGUACAGUGUAGAGGCGACAUGUCUGCCGGUAAUUGUGCGAACUGCACCAACGACGCCGUUGCAGUAGCCAAGAGCAAGUGUCCAAAGAGCAACGAGGUAAUGGUCUGGUUUACUUGGUGUUUUCUACGGUAUUCGAACGAGAGCUUUUUUGGGAUUAUGGAACAGGGUUCAGUACUGGCCAUCACCAACGACACUGAUUUCGAAGAUCCUCAUGUGCUUUCAAAAGGGCUUUCCUUUAUGGGUGGCCUUGCGUCCACGGCUCCUAAUCAGCCUCAUAUGUUCCAGAAAGCGGUGCUGGAUGUCGGACAAAGUGGGAAGAGGUAUGGCAUGGCUCAGUGCAGUCUCGACAUCAGUAGAGCUGACUGUGGCGUGUGCUUGGAUGCUCAGUUGACGUCGUUUAGAACAACAAUUGGAAACAAAAGAUGGUGGGAAACUUACGGUCCCAGUUGUUUUAUGUGGUACCAUGACUACAAGUUUUAUUUCAACAUCUCCACCUCUGCAAGCGAAGGUUCUAGAAGAGCCUCUUCGUAUCGAAGAGUUUCAAUUGGCGUAACUAUUGCAAUGCUAAUGUCUUAGCUAGAUUGUUGUCCUGUCGCCUCAGGUAGAAGAUGAAGGUGAAGGAUCUGGAAACAGCUGGCAAUUUUUAUUUAUUUAUUUUUUCUAUUCAUUUGUUUCAUUUUCUAAUUGUGGGCAGUGAAAAUUAAAAGCAUUUAAUUAACAAUCAUUUUAUAGACGAUGUCACGUAUUGCUGAGGUCCAUUUUAUGAAUUCGGCAUGCGGUAUGUUAAUAUAUACAUUAUAUAUAUAAUU
Alnus glutinosa is the source of this 1209-nucleotide messenger RNA. Its product is annotated as cysteine-rich repeat secretory protein 38-like. Bases 146 to 976 code for a protein of 276 amino acids. NCBI's taxonomy places the organism in Eukaryota, Viridiplantae, Streptophyta, Magnoliopsida, Fagales, Betulaceae. The record is from RefSeq and is a predicted model, not a curated record. The transcript has 2 exons.